AACAUAAAAAUCACAUUUUUUUCAACCUUUCACAUCUUCUUCGUCCUUUCACAAAUCCCCAAUAAAAUCAACCUCCGCCCUCCUCCCUUCAAACCAACUCCAUAUCAAUGGCGGAACCAAAAGACACAAUUCCUCUCAACGGCGCCUACUACGGCCCACCCGUCCCUGCCUACCCCGUUCCCAACCCCCGCCCCCACUCCUCCUUCCGCCGCCUCAUCUUCUCCCUCUUCAAACUCCUCAUCUCCAUCAUCAUCAUCCUCGCCGUCAUCGCCGUCAUCAUUUGGCUCAUCUUCCGGCCAAACAAACUCAAAGUCUACGUCGAAAACGCCAACCUCACCCAAUUCAAUUUCACAGGCAACAACAAUAACAACAACAAUCUCCUCUACAACCUCAACCUCAACGUCAGCAUCCGCAACCCCAACAAAAAGAUAGGCAUCUACUACGACUACAUUGAAUCACUUGCAAUCUACGAUGGCUCGAGGUUUGGUUUCCAGGUGUUGGAACCUUUCUAUCAGGGGCAUAAAAAUACCACUGUGUUGAACACGGUGUUUGGUGGUACCGGGAUUUUGCUUGGCGACGCUCCGGCGACAUAUGCAAGAGAGAAGGCCGAGGGGUUUUACAACGUUGAUGUUAAGUUUUAUAUGAGGGUUAGGUUUAAGGCGGGGGUUAUCAAGACUCACCGUCAUGUGAAGCCCAAGUUUGAGUGCAGCGUGAGGUUGCCGUCGCCGGCUGCCGGGAACUCGAAGCCGCCGCCGUUUGAAAGGACUAAGUGUGAUGUGGACUACUGAUGGCGUUGUUAUUUUAUUAUUAUUUUGUGUUAAUUACGGUCUUUGGUUGUUUUUCUUUCGUGAGGUGGGUGCAGAACUUUAUAUGGGGAGUGGGUGGGAUGAAUAUAUGAUAGUCUAUUUGUUUA
Molecule: messenger RNA, 913 nt
Organism: Phalaenopsis equestris
Lineage: Eukaryota; Viridiplantae; Streptophyta; Magnoliopsida; Asparagales; Orchidaceae
Product: NDR1/HIN1-like protein 10
Exons: 1
Coding region: 108-788 (226 amino acids)
Biological process (GO): defense response to other organism
Source: RefSeq, a predicted model, not a curated record